AUUCCAUUAAAAGAUGAAGAACAAUAUCAAAUUCGGCGACUCUUGGACUCGGUUAACAAAAAAUUGCGACGAGUAAAAUUAUUUUUAACGGCCACCAACUGCUGUGGAGUUGAUGGAAGAACAAGCAUGUUCGAUGAGCCAGGAGUCAUCAACCCACUUCAGUCAGGUGAUGUUGGUGAGGUCGAUUGUGUGGAUAUAUAUAAGCAGCCUGCUUUUGAUCAUCCUUUGCUCAAGAAUCACAAAAUUCAGAUGCACCCAAGUUUCUCAACAGGAAGGAUGACAAGCAAAGUUUUCUCAAAAAGCCAACUUGUGGAUAUCAGUUGCCCACAAGGAAUGGUACCUAUACAAAGAACUAAAGUUGAUCAGGGCCAAACUCAUGAUUUGAAGUCUUUCUCAGAAUUUCAUGGUGGAAGCUUUAACACAUUUGCAACUAAGAAAUUCCCCAGCGAAAAUGCAAGUCUUUACACAAUGGGGGUUGCAACUUACCAUGGAGCAAGGGCAAAAAUCAUGGUUAAUAAUCCACAUGUGGAUAACCGCCAAUAUAGUAAAGCUCAAAUAUGGGUUCAAAAUGGACCCGAAGCUGAUACAAACAGCAUAGAAGUUGGAUGGGCAGUGCAUCCUGCUUUAUAUGGUGACAAUCGCACACGUCUUACUGCAUAUUGGACUGCAGAUGGCUAUAAAAAAACUGGUUGCUACAAUGCACUAUGUCCAGGUUUUGUACAAGUGCAUCCUCAAUAUUUCCUCGGUGGAUCUUUUCCGAACAUUUCUGUCUAUAAUGGACAGCAAUACGGUUUUGAUCUAGCCAUUUCUCAGGAUCAAUCAACUGGAAAUUGGUGGUUGACACUUGAUAGUUACCAAUUGGGAUAUUGGCCCAAAAAGAUACUCACUCAUUUAGCGACUGGAGCAUCUUCUGUUCAAUACGGUGGAGCAACUUUUUCUCCGCCUGAUGUGCAUACUCCAGUACCAAUGGGGAAUGGUUUUCUUCCUAGCUUUGUACCGAAUAGAGCAGGUCUUUUUGAACAUAUUCAAAUAAUCAAUGCCCAGAACCAAAUGGUUGACACCAAUUCCGAAAUGUUGGGUCCUUUUUAUGACGUCGGUGCACAAUGUUACCGCUUGGACUUUUUCAGUACUUCUUUUUUGGGGCAAGCCCUCUCCUUUGGAGGUCCUGGAGGUGUUUGUCCUUAA
Messenger RNA from Alnus glutinosa, 1185 nucleotides. Its product is annotated as protein neprosin. The annotation marks the transcript as partial. NCBI's taxonomy places the organism in Eukaryota, Viridiplantae, Streptophyta, Magnoliopsida, Fagales, Betulaceae. The transcript has 9 exons. The record is from RefSeq and is a predicted model, not a curated record.